AUGCGGGUCACCCGCCAGCGCCAUCCCCUCGCAGGUUCUUCCCUCGACUACCCUCUUCAGGAGACUUCUCGCCGGCGGAAGAGGGGGGUGCUCGUCCUCACAUCGUCUACAAGGUGCUCGAGUGAGUUCCCGAACCACACAAUCUCCGUUUCUAUUCCGCAUUCCGUCGUUUUCUCUGUGACCGUGAAGGAGUUAUCCUCAUUCCCCCAGUGCUGAGGAGGUCCAAACCCUAAAACUUCUGUCUGCUGUGUGCAGGUUCUCCUCGGGUUGUCCGAUGUGGGGUCCGCUUCCGUCCGUGCAUUGACAUCCACAAGGUUGCUCGCUGAGAUCGUCGUUCAUCCAUCGCAUAAUCUGUUCAUGAUGUCUAUCAACCUCCAUGGAACCCGUUAGCUGUCUCGAAUUAUCUCCAUGAAGCAUACCCAGGGCAGGAAGUUCUUCAUGAACCUCUGUCCAGCCUCCGAGCUCUCUCUCUCUCUCUCUCUUUCUCCUUUCUCCCUCGAGCUGCUACGUAUUCGGUUCUGCGUAUAUUAUCUCCCGAAAUUUUACAUGUUUCUGGAGAAUAAUUGGUCAAAAUGCACCUCUUAACGAAUAUUUUUCAUUAAAUGUUCUUUGUGAGAGGUAUCGUGUAGUAAAUGAACUCACUUCUAGCCUCGUACUUAUUCUUUCUGGCAUCAAAGUAGAAAUGAUCUUACACUAUCAUUCCCUUAAAAUUAAAUAUUAAUAUUUUUCAUUAUUUAAUUAUCACAAUGUGAGACCUAUGAAACUUAAUAUUUUUCAUUACAUGUUCUUCGUGAGAAGUACCCUGUCGUAAAUGAACUCACUUCCAGCCUCAUACUUAUUCUUUCUGUCAUCAAAAUAGAAAUGUUCUUGCACUAUUAUUCCCUUAAAAUUAAAUCUUAUUUUAUUUUUUACUAUUUAUUUAUCGCAAAGUGAGACUAUGAAGCUGAAAUUUUGUUUUUUUUAAUUUUCCUUCUAGGGAAAAGUAAAGCAAAUCGUUGGGUCAACUCUCAAGGACUCGAAUGAAGGCAAUUCUUCUCUCAUAACCAACUUUGAAUCUGACAAGUCCCCAGCUGAGUUUGCACAGUUGUACAAGGAAGAUGAGCUUGGGGGUGGCCAUGUUAUAAUGCUUGAUGCUGAUGCGUUGAGCCGGUCUGCAGCUCUUGAAGCUUUGCACACUUACCCAGGUACAAUCUUUUCCUGGUGGAGAAUCUACAGUUCAAGUGGAUCGAAGAAGUUAACCAAGUUUCUGUUUCUGUCGCAAUUAACUAGAAAAUGAAUGAUUCUGAUUCUAAUCCCUGUAUUUCCUCUUAUUUAUUUUUGUUGUCUGGUGAUCUCCACGCAGAAAAUGGCCUAAAUAUUGUGGUUAUUUUUUCUUUGAUGGGCCACCUCCGUAUGCCGUGUUUUAUCUGCUACCAUGAACAUGUAGUUUCUAAGAUAAUCAUAUAUUACAUGAUGAAAAGAUUACAGCAUAGAUCGUGAUUCAAAAUAUAUUAUUGUUUCUGUGAUUAUAGAAUCUUAGGGUUUUUGCCUCAAAUUCAUAUUCGUUGAGAUAGUUUCAAAAUGUAUUAUUUCAAGGUGGUCUGCAAAUUGGUGGUGGCAUCAACUUGGACAAUGCUUUGAGCUACCUUGAGGAAGGAGCCAGCCAUGUGAUUGUCACAUCGGUGAGUGAACUUUCUCAAAAUGUGGCCAUAUUAUUUCUAAUUUUGUUCUCUUAGUGAACUAAUGGACCAUAUGAUGCUCUCCCAGUUUUCGUUACAUUUAGUAUGGUUUAGUUAUUCGCCAUAUUGUAUGCAACUUUUUAUAAUUGAGUAUUCGCAUGAUUUAAAGGAUUAGAUAUUAUUAAUUGGAGCAUAUAUGUGAAAAUUCAUCGUAUGCUUCUGGGUAAUAUCGAAGGGAACAAGAAAUUUUUGUCCAUGGGAGAAGCUCACCAAUGAAUUGAAUAACAUAAAUUAUUAGAAGACCUUGUCCGAUUACCUCGUCACCAUUAGCUCUAUUUUUGUAAAUUAUAGUAUCUUAUUAUUCUUAUUAUUUUUAUUUUUGCUCCUCGUAAGGCCAAAAUUUUAUAUGGUUGAAUCUCUCGUUCAAUUUGCAGUAUGUUUUCAGUGAUGGUAAAAUGGACUUAGAGAAGCUCAAGCGCCUGGUUAAUCUGACUGGGAAGAACAGGCUGGUGCUUGAUCUCAGUUGCAGAAAGAAGGUACACUCAUUUCCAUAUUAACUUGAUAUUUAUAUCUAUUUCGGCCUCAGAUGGGUCGCUAAUUGCUCCAAAAAUUUACCAACUUUGUCUCCUUUUGGUAUCCUAGAAGCAUUCUUUGCUCCAAUUUUGUUUUUUAAUUGGCAUUUUGGUCUUUUUCUCCUGUAAUUUUUUUUCACGGAAUGUUACUGCCAAAUCUUCUCGGACUAAUUCCUCCGGUCUUCUGAAAGUGUCUAGUAACCCUGUUCAACCCUUGUGUGGGAUCAAAGAACUAGAGACCCAAAGUCUCGAAAAUAGUAGAAUUAAUAAUUAAAAAUAAUUUGAAGAUAUUUUCAUCAACAGUAUUAUAUAAGUUUUUCUCAAUCUUUACAGUCCAGCGAGUUGUAUGGAGGAUAACCUGCCAAGUCGGGUAAUCACCACUCCAUCUCCAAUGCCAGUUUCAUCUUAGCCAUUGAAGCUUACAAAAUUGAGGUUGAUGCUGCCGUCGCACUCCUAAUGAGAGAAAAACAUCUGCAAAAUCUCCUGGGAGAAGGAGCCCCAGUGAUUCUACUUUUACUCCACGUAAAUUGCGAACGGUAGAGUGUUCUUCAUAAAUAUUCUCCGAAUCAGAGGUCUAUGCUUCUGGCUAGAAACUGGCUGAUUCUUUCUAUCUCUGUCUGGUUCUGGAUCACUUUAUGAUUGGUAUUCUGAAAUAUCUAUAACCUUAUCCAACUUUGAAGAGUUGACCUCUUUUCGUAUGAACUCGAUCUGGUCCGUUCCAGUUAGAGUACUGUUUCUGGCCGAAACCUGGUCAGUUCUUGCAAUGCAUAAUCGCAAUUGGAGGAAGGGGUGACUGGGUUUUAGUCAGGGGAGAAAGAAGAGAGCCUCUCUCUCUCUCUCUCUCUCCCACUAUCUCUUUCUCUCUCUCUCUCUCUCCUCAUUUUCCUUCUCCACCUUGUCCUGCUCGAAACAGAACCCAUAAAGAAGAAAACCUCAAACCUUAAUCCAGCUAUGGCUAAUUCAAGCCAAAUGAGAGCAGUCUGGGUUGGCUUCAAUUAACUUAAGCCGAUCUUCUCCGAAUUGGCUGAUUUGAGCCCCUUAGUUCUUCUUUUUCUUUCUGAUUUUCAUUCAGAUUAAUGAUUAGUUGAUUAUUGUCUGAUUUUCUCAUGCAGAAUGGCAAAUAUUUCAUUGUCACCGACAGAUGGCAGAAGUUCACCGAUGUGUUCCUCGAUGAGGAAAGUUUGGCCUUUCUCUCCGCCUUUGCUGACGAAUUCUUAGUUCAUGGAGUUGACGUUGAGGGGAAAAGGUAUCUUGUUAAGAACCGCAUCUACCCAAUUUCAUAAGUUGAUGAAUGCCUGAAUUUUCUUCUGGAAACUAAUUGAUACAUUUCUUGAACGCUUACUGGUUCUUUUUGUUUCUAAGAGUAGAAAAAAUGGGCAUUCUGAGGCCUGAUAAAUUCCACAGCUUCUCCUCUACUUUCUGAAGUUAUUAUUGUAAAUUCUUGGCGAUAUAUUUUUUGAUCAUAAUAGACAUUUAUUAAAAUAGGUUUUAUUAAUGGAAUGAACAUCCGACCUUUUGUCUUAUUAUGAUAAAAUCAUCGUAAUUUUUUCAACUUAUGCUCAGAAAUAACAAUCUUAUCAUAGUUAUUUUUUUUAUUAGCUCUGAUCAAUUUUAUUCAUGGAGUAGGCAUUUCUGAUGCCAAAAUCAAAAAUAUUUAUCAACCUAAAGGCUCUAUUUCUUCAUGGGAAUAAAAAGAAAAAUCCAUUUUUUUUACUUUUAUUGGAAAGAAUCCGAAUCCAUAACUUUUAAUCAUGCAAUUCCCAGGCUUAAUCACCUAAAUUCUUCCAGCAUUUAUCCUGCGACUAUAAUGCUCGUUUGAAGAAAGAAGAGAAAGCCCAUGGAUAAUAGAUCUGAUUUUAUGUUUUUCAAACUUUUAAGUUCAUGUUGAAUGCAUAUCAACCUAGCUGCUUAUAUCUUCCUAUGAUUAUGAUUUUGAGAUAAUUUCAACAUUUUCUCUGUAUAUUUCCAGACUAGGAAUCGACGAAGAGCUCGUCACUCUGCUCGGCUGCCUUUCGUCGGUGAGUGCAGCUUCACCACUAUCGCCAUUUUAUCUGGGAAAUAUGUUGUUUCCCAAUGAGAAAAAAAGAAAGAAAAAAGAAAAAACCAUCUGUUGACCACUCACCAAUAUCUGGGAAAUAUCGGUGAGUGCACGAUGAACAGACUUCUCUCUAUGAGGGGUGAUAAUAUGAUCAGCAUUUAGCAACUGCUGUUGACCUGGAUCUAUAUUUGGCAAUCCUAAGUCUAUAAUAUGCUGAUAAUCAAGUGGGACCCACUUGUUAUGAUCCUGGAUCAUUGGCAGAAUUAGGGCUGAUUCAUCCCCUUGAAUAAGCCUGACCAUCAUAGUAGAUCUGAUCAUGGUUCAUGUUCUUCGUCAGAUUCCGGUGACGUAUGCAGGUGGUGUGGCGACAAUGGUUGACCUCGAGAGGAUAAAGUCUGCUGGCAGUGAGCGAGUUGACCUCACAGUUGGCAGCGCCCUGGAUAUUUUUGGAGGUGAUCUACCCUACAAGGAGGUCGUAGGAUGGCACCAGAAGCAGCAGGCCUUGGCUGGUCAACCCAAUCCCAAUCUAUAA
Spirodela intermedia is the source of this 4800-nucleotide messenger RNA. The record is from the annotation of a GenBank genome assembly. NCBI's taxonomy places the organism in Eukaryota, Viridiplantae, Streptophyta, Magnoliopsida, Alismatales, Araceae.